CAUCAAACAAGAACACACACACAUACACACACUAGUGUGUGAAAACCAUGAAUGUUUGUCAUCCUCCUUUGGGCCCCACACAUCUAAUCUCCUAAUUCUGUCCUAUCUCCUCUCUCUCUCUCUCUUCUCCACAAACAAAAAGACCCAACCCUUCUUUCCAAAUUCCUUUUGAUAACACACACACCACUGUGUGUUUUGUGUGUGUGGGUGUUUUGUUAACUUGUUGGUCAGUUUUUCACUUUUCAAGAUUUUAAGAUUUCAAGAAGACCCUUUUGCCAAAUCCCCAAACAAACAAAUACCCUUUUUCCAAAAUCAAAUUUUGAUAAAGAAUCCGAAAAAAAUAUGACCCAUUUGGAGUUCUUGAAGAAGUUCAAGAAACUGAAGCCAUCUGAACUGAGUUGUGUGUUUGUCAGUUUUUGUUUCAUUUUGUGUCUGUUUUUCUUGGACUACCGGUCCGUGGGUUCAGGGUUCAGGGCUCGUGGGCACCGUGGGUUGGGUGUGUGGUUCGGGUUCAGUGGGUCUGGUCAUCCGGGUCAUGACCUGUUUGGGUUUCUUGAAAUGGGUCCGGGUCAAAAGUGUGACAUAUUUGAUGGUAGUUGGGUGUGGGAUGAGAGUUAUCCACUUUAUGAAUCUAAAGAUUGUUUGUUGUUAGAUGAUGGUUUUAGAUGUUCUGAAAAUGGAAGACUUGAUCAGUUUUAUACCAAGUGGAGAUGGCAACCUAAAGAUUGUAACUUGCCCAGAUUUGAUGCAAAAACUAUGCUAGAAAGACUGAGAAACAGAAGAUUAGCAUUUGUUGGUGAUUCAAUUGGAAGAAACCAAUGGGAAUCCCUUUUGUGUUUGUUAUCAACUGCUGUAACAAACAAAUCUUCAAUAUAUGAAGUUAACGGAAGACCGAUAACUAAACAUACCGGUUUCUUGGUGUUUAAAUUCCCUGAGUUUAAUUGCACGAUCGAGUAUUACCGGGCCCCAUACCUGGUCCUGCAGAGUCGGCCGCCAGCUGGCUCAUCAAAACAAGUGAGGACCACUUUGAAACUCGAUAAAAUGGAUUGGGGCUCUGUGAAAUGGAAAGGCGCGGAUGUUAUCGUGUUCAAUAGCGGGCAUUGGUGGAAUUCUGAAAAAACUAUACGCGAGGGCUGUUACUUUCAAGAAUCCGAAGAUGUGAAAAUGAAUAUGAGCAUCGAAACUGCAUACCAAAAAUCAGUCGAUACAGUUUUGAAUUGGAUUAGUAAAGAAGUAGAUACAAAUAAGACACAAGUUGUUUUCCGAAGCUUUUCUCCUGUGCAUUUCAGGGGCGGUGAUUGGAAAUCCGGUGGUAGCUGCCACCUCGAGACACUGCCAGACUUGAGUUCAUCACCAGUUUCACCGAGCACAAUGUUUUUCCCGAACAUAGUUGGCUCGGUGCUAUCCAAACACAAUAACGGGUCAUCAUCACAAACAACAUUGGACAUAUUAAACGUGACAUACAUGUCAUCAAAGCGAAAAGAUGGUCAUGCAUCUGUAUAUUAUUUGGGCCCGAAAGAUGGCGGGCCCGCACCUUUACGCAGGCAAGACUGCAGCCAUUGGUGCUUACCUGGCGUCCCAGAUUCUUGGAACGAGCUUCUGUAUGCAGUCUUUCUUAAACGUGAAUAUUCCGUUGCUGGGAAUUAUACAGCCAAUAGUCCACAACCAAUGUGAUCUACGGUAACGAAAGGUGGGACGAUGAAAGCGGACAAUGGAUAGUUUGAGAUCUUGGCGAGGUGGGUUUAUCAGUGGCGGCAGAUGGCGGUCUUAAAGUUGAAAGUGGCAUAAUUGUGAUGGGAAUUCAGUGCCAAUUGCAUUGAUGAGAAAUUUGAUUUGUAAAGAUUUAGGGGAGUUUUUACAUGUAGAGUUGGGGUGGUUGGGUAUAGAAAGCAUUGAUUCAUUCAUCUUUGAAUUGAAUAGAAAAGAAAUACAUAUUUUGGUGUUAUAAUUGGAGUAAUUUGUAAAUGUAAGGUCUUGUUUGCAAUUUCUUGGCUUAUUUCUGUAAAGAUACAACUUGAAUUAAA
Helianthus annuus (common sunflower) is the source of this 2024-nucleotide messenger RNA. RefSeq names its product protein trichome birefringence-like 10. The record is from RefSeq and is a predicted model, not a curated record. Bases 343 to 1674 code for a protein of 443 amino acids. Gene Ontology annotation, cellular component: Golgi apparatus. Gene Ontology annotation, molecular function: O-acetyltransferase activity. Lineage: Eukaryota; Viridiplantae; Streptophyta; Magnoliopsida; Asterales; Asteraceae. The transcript has 4 exons.